Molecule: messenger RNA, 1284 nt
Organism: Haliotis rubra (blacklip abalone)
Lineage: Eukaryota; Metazoa; Mollusca; Gastropoda; Lepetellida; Haliotidae
Product: tetraspanin-9-like
Exons: 8
Coding region: 158-841 (227 amino acids)
Cellular component (GO): membrane
Source: RefSeq, a predicted model, not a curated record
GAUCGAGAAUGUCGGUAUUUUUAGCUCUUCCAUUGGAUUUGUGUUUGAGGCAAGACUACAACGCGAAACCCACACCUUAUAUUGCUCAUUCGGCAACAGGCGUUUGGAGACACGAUUUUUAACUUCACAGUAGAUACAGCUCCUCUAACCUGCCACCAUGUGCUGCUCGCUGAAACUCACCAAGUUUUUCUUCGUGUUGGUGGACAUUCUAUUCCUGUUGAUGGGUUUCGCCAUGGUGGGAAUAGGAGCCUGGGUACAGUUGAACCAGGCCGACUUCCUGGGCGUCCUCGUGGACAGCAAGUACGUCAGUGUCCCUCUGGUCAUGAUAGCAGCUGGCACCAUCGUCAUCAUCGUCUCCAUCAUCGGCCUCAUCGGCGCCUGCAUGCAGCAGAAAUGCUGUCUUAUCAUGUUUGUGGUGUGUGUCCUAUUUGUCUUCAUAAUGGAGUUGGCAGUGGGUAUCAUCGCCUUCCUGCACAGGAAUGAGAUUGAAAGUACUUUGAAGGAGGAGCUUCUGGAAGGAAUGAAGAACGAUCUGUCGCUUCCUUCUUGGGACGUCAUUCAGAAUAAGCUGAAGUGCUGUGGAGUGAACAAUGCAAGUGACUGGCUGAUAGGGGAUAAGACCACGAUCCCCGACUCCUGCUGUAGAUUCUCUGGCUGUGGAUUACAGGGAAUCAAAAUAGCCCACAGAGAUGCCUGCUUCACGAAGGUUAAAACAGAGAUCAAGGAUAACUUCUACUAUCUUGGAGCAGCAGGAAUCGGACUUGGUGUGUGUCAGAUAAUUGCCAUUAUUUCUGGCAUCAGCCUCUUGGUAAUGCUGUGGCGUAAUGACAAGGUGGUGUAGGGAAUCUGUAUACCACAUCGCUAUGACAACAGAGAGAGCGGUGGGAGGCUAUAAUCUGUAUAUCAACAUGGGCAGAGAGUGGAGGGACACUAUGCUAUAUAUCAACACGGAAAUGCUGUGGCACAAAGAGAGUGUAGUGUCGUCGCAUACUUUCUAUCAUCAGGGUAGGGUUAUGGACUAAUGGCAAGAGACUGGAUGGACAGUGUAAUCUCCAUAUCAUCAUCUUUGAGCUGCACAGGGCAGUUUGCUCAUCAUCUACAAUAACAUCUGCGUUGGUAACUAAGCUGUUACCAUGGUAACAACAACACACAGUUUGUCUCCGAGUACAUAAUCCCCAUAUUUCACCCUACAAAAAUACUGCAGACAUUUUUCUCAAACUUGGAUUCAAAUUAAGGAACUCUUUCUUUUUCAGCUACUUUCGUGUUUAGUGUGUUACUUAUAAA